UUUUGAGUUGUUGAAAUGAUUGGAGUGAUGACAAAUUCUACGAGUUCGUCACCAAUAGUGGACCAAGUCUGUGAAAAUGGAACUCAGCAUGUUGAAAUACUUCCUGCAAUCAAUGAUGAUCAUGGAGGAGUCAUUGUGGAGAUGAAGGAGUCUAUGGACUCUCAGACCUUUCUGGUUUUGCUUAGAGCCUCAAUCGGGCAGUGGAGGGAACAGGGGAAGAAGGGCGUUUGGAUAAAAUUGCCCAUUGAACUUGUGAAUCUUGUUGAAACUGCUGUUAAGGAAGGAUUUUGGUACCAUCAUGCCGAGCCACAUUACCUGAUGCUUGUUUUCUGGAUUCCUGCAACUGCUAAUACUAUUCCUGCAAAUGCUACACAUCGAGUAGGUGUUGGGGCCAUUGUCCUUAAGAAUGAAAAGGAGAUGCUUGUAGUCCAGGAAAAGAGUGGCAGAUUUCGAGGAACAGGUGUAUGGAAAAUCCCUACUGGAGUUGUUGAUGAGGGCGAGGAUAUUUUUAUGGCAGCUAAAAGAGAAGUAAAAGAAGAGACUGGAAUUGACACAGAAUUCGUGGAGAUUUUAGCAUUCAGGCAAUCACACCAGUCAUUCUUUGGAAAGUCUGAUCUAUUCUUCCUGUGUGUACUGCGUCCUCUGUCAUUUGACAUCCAGAAGCAAGAUCUGGAAAUUGAGGCAGCCCAGUGGAUGCCAUUUGAGGAAUUCGCAAAUCAGCCAUUCAUCCAGAAGCAUGAUCUCUUCAGAUAUAUUGCGGACAUAUGUUUAGCAAAGGUAAAGAGUGACUAUGGUGGAUUUUCUCCAUCCCCUAUGACAUCAUUCUUUGAUGACAAAACAAGUUAUAUAUAUUUAAACAACAAGGAUUUGAAGAAAUUCCUAAGUUCUUCUAUUUAAACAACAAGGAUUUGAAGAAAUUCCUAAGUUCUUCUAACCAGUCAUAAGAUUCCUCUGUAAUAUUAUAUUUUAUUAAUUAUUGAAUAAAUAAGCACUCAGUUUCUCGA
Messenger RNA from Ziziphus jujuba (common jujube), 1004 nucleotides. RefSeq names its product nudix hydrolase 10. The transcript has 9 exons. Bases 16 to 897 code for a protein of 293 amino acids. The record is from RefSeq and is a predicted model, not a curated record. Gene Ontology annotation, molecular function: ADP-ribose diphosphatase activity; NAD binding; NADH pyrophosphatase activity. Lineage: Eukaryota; Viridiplantae; Streptophyta; Magnoliopsida; Rosales; Rhamnaceae.